AUGUUGUACAAGACUAUCGUUUCUACUGCUUUGUUAGCUCAAGCUUUGGCUGCUCCAUUAGCCAUCAACCAACAACACCAACACCACAAGCACAAUGAAGAAAAAAGAGCUGUUCAUGUUGUUACUCAAACCAAUGUUGUUGUUGUUACUUUAGGUGCUGGUGAUGCUACUACUACUUUCACUCCAGUUUCUGUUGAAACUCAUGAAACUUCAGCUAGUCAAGUCACUGAUGCUCCUCAAGUUCAACCAACUACUACUGCUGAUGCUUCUUCAUCAAAUAAUGAUGGUGGUGAAUCUUCCUCAUCAGCUUCAACUGCUGACUCUUCUUCAUCAUCAUCUGACUCUUCAUCUAAUGUUGGUUCUGGUGGUGCUAAGGGUGUCACUUACACUCCUUAUGCUGACAAUGGUAACUGUAAAACCUCAUCUCAAAUUGCUUCUGAAGUUGCUGAAUUGAGUGGGUUUGAUGUUAUUAGAUUAUACGGUGUUGAUUGUGAUCAAGUUGCUCAAGUCUUGCAAGCCAAGACUUCUGGCCAAAAGAUUUUUGCUGGUAUCUAUGAUGUUUCCGCUAUUUCAGAUGGCGUCCAAGCCAUUUCUGAUGCCGUUGAAGCUCAUGGUUCAUGGGAUGAUAUCCAUACUGUUUCAGUUGGUAAUGAAUUGGUCAACUCAGGUCAAGCUAACCCAUCUCAAAUUAAAUCUUACGUUAACCAAGCUAAAUCUGCUUUGAAAUCUGCUGGUUACACUGGUUCAGUUGUUUCCGUUGAUACUUUUAUUGCUGUUAUUAACAACCCAGAGUUGUGUGAUUAUUCCGAUUACAUUGCUGUCAAUGCUCAUUGUUUCUUUGAUGGUUACUACACUGCUGAUCAAGCUGGUGAAUGGGUCUUGUCUCAAAUUCAAAGAGUUUCAACUGCUUGUGGUAACAACAAGAAUGUUUUGAUUACUGAAACUGGUUGGCCAUCAAAGGGUGAAUCAAACAACAAGGCUGUUCCAUCUAAACAAAACCAACAAGCUGCUAUUCAAUCUAUUAAAGACACUUGUGGAAGUGCCUCUAUUUUGUUUACUGCUUUCAAUGAUUUAUGGAAAGCCGAUGGUGCUUACGAUGCUGAAAAAUACUGGGGUUUCUUGUCAAACUAA
Molecule: messenger RNA, 1131 nt
Organism: Lodderomyces orthopsilosis Co 90-125
Lineage: Eukaryota; Fungi; Ascomycota; Pichiomycetes; Serinales; Debaryomycetaceae
Gene: MP65
Product: putative family 17 glucosidase
Exons: 1
Coding region: 1-1131 (376 amino acids)
Biological process (GO): carbohydrate metabolic process; cell wall organization
Cellular component (GO): cell surface; extracellular region; fungal-type cell wall
Molecular function (GO): 1,3-beta-glucanosyltransferase activity; glucan endo-1,3-beta-D-glucosidase activity
Source: RefSeq, a predicted model, not a curated record